GUGCCAUUCUGUGAUUCUGUGACUUUCUCUGGCACAGCUGUCCUUAUACACAGUGGACAUAUGCAGUCUGCACACCUGAAUGCCUGGUGCCUUAGCAGUGCUUACACCUUUGUACUACCAUCUCAACAAUGCAUGUCUUGUCUGAUCCACCAGCUCAUCCAUUUGGAGAAAUUUCAAUUUUUUCCUCUGUAGCUCAGUCUUCACUGACCAGGUUAAGUCAGACUCAAUGAUCUCCAGCGUGGCCUCCAACCCCUACAAUCCUGUGUGAUUCCGUGACUCCAUAACCAUAUGGCCCUUAGCUGUGCCCGGUUAUAGGACGCUAAACUCUUUCACUUAUCACGCCACCGUUAAAUAGCCAGCACAAACACUGGGAGACUUCGAUGUGUAAUGCCGAGAAGCCAACGACAGCACAAAAAGCAGAGACAAAGCCGGCUCGUUCCGCCGAGACGACCCUUGGUGUCACAGCAGAGCUGCUCAGCCGCUCGGGGCGCUGCGGCUCUGCGGGAGCUCCGGGCCAUCCCGGCUCGGUCCGCCGCCGGCCCGCAGGACUACAUCUCCCAGCAGCGCCGCUCAGGGAAGUGCUGCCCGCCCGCGGCUCGGGUGGCCGCCGGAGGAGGCGGGAGUCCGCCCCCCUCCCUCUCUCCUUCGCUCGCUGCGGGAUGCUGCGCUGAGCAGAGCCGGCCGGCCGCUCUCGCAGCCACCCGCGCGGGGACAAGGCGCCGCGCGUCCCGCUCCCUCCCCGCCCCCCAUGCGGAACGCCCCGGUGCGGCGGUGAGGGAAGGACGAGGGUCCCGGCCUUCCCGGCUGCUUCCCAGCCUCGCUGCGCUCCCCCGGCUCCUCGGCGGUGCGGCUCGGUCGGGGGUAGCCCUGUCAAUGUGUAGCAUUUGGCGGUGGUGCGUGGCGCUGGGGGUCCUCGCGCUGGGCGCUGCCGGGGGCGGCGGGGGCCGGCUGAGCGCCGAGCGCAGCGCCGUAUGGGGGCCGGGGCUGCGCGCCGAGGCCGUGCUGCCCGCGCGCUACUUCUACCUGCAGGCCGUGGACACCGAGGGGCGGAGGUUCACUUCAUCACCAGGUGAAAAUGCAUUCCAGGUGAAGAUCACUGCUCCUGAUGAACAGUUCACUCGGGUUGGUGUGCAAGUUUUGGACAGGAAAGAUGGUUCCUUCAUUGUGAGGUAUAGGAUGUAUGCAAGCUACAAAAGCCUGAAAAUAGAAGUCAAAACCAAAGAUAAACAUGUUGCGAAGUCUCCAUAUAUUUUAAAAGGACCGGUUUACCAUGAAAACUGUGACUGCCCUCAGGAGGAGAGCAGUGUAUGGCUGGAAGAGAUGAACUGUCCUCAGGUCUUUCCACAGAUUCAAAGAGACCUAGCAAAUUUUCCUGUUGUUGAUCCAGAUAAGAUUGCAAUAGAAAUCCCACAGAGGUUUGGGCAAAGACAGAGCUUGUGUCAUUACACCAUCAAAGACAAUGAGGUUUAUAUAAAGACGUAUGGGGAACAUGUUGGCUUCAGAAUUUUCAUGGAUGCUAUACUUCUUUCUUUGACGAGAAAAGUGAAAAUGCCAGAUGUAGAAUUUUUUGUUAACUUGGGGGAUUGGCCUCUGGAGAAAAAGAAACCCCCUCAGAACCUGCACCCUAUAUUCUCAUGGUGUGGGUCCAGUGAAUCGAAAGACAUUGUCAUGCCAACAUAUGACUUAACAGAUUCGGUUUUGGAGACUAUGGGACGAGUCAGUCUGGAUAUGAUGUCAGUUCAAGCAAAUACUGGCCCAUCAUGGGAAGACAAGAAUACCAUAGCAUUCUGGAGAGGACGUGACAGCCGCAAAGAGAGGCUUGAACUUGUAAAGCUCAGUAGAAAAUAUCCAGAGAUUAUAGAUGCUGCUUUCACAAACUUCUUUUUUUUUAAACAUGAUGAGAACCUUUAUGGCCCCAUUGUCAAGCACAUUUCAUUUUUUGAUUUUUUUAAGUAUAAAUACCAAAUUAAUAUUGAUGGCACAGUGGCAGCAUAUAGAUUACCUUAUCUACUAGCAGGAAACAGUGUAGUGCUAAAGCAAGACUCCAUCUACUAUGAGCAUUUUUAUAAUGAGCUGCAGCCAUGGAAACACUACAUUCCAUUUAAAAGUGACCUGAGUGAUCUACUAGAAAAACUACAGUGGGCGAAAGAGCAUGAUGAAGAGGCAAAAAAGAUUGCAAAAUCUGGACAAGAAUUUGCAAGAAACAAUCUCAUGGGCGAUCACAUCUUUUGCUACUAUUUCAAACUUUUCCAGGAAUACUCCAGUUUGCAAGUGAGUGAGCCAAAAAUCAGAGACGGCAUGGAGAAAGUGCAGCAGCCUGAGGAUGACCUUUUUCCAUGCACUUGCCACAGAAAAAAGACCAAAGAUGAACUCUGACAGAAAGAUAUAUUUUUUUUUUUUUUUGUAUUUACCUACAUUCAAAAUCACUUCUUAAGAAAAGAAGGAAACAUUUAAUUAAAACCUCAGUGGAUAUUAUGAAGUUUACUCUGUCAUGAUCUACAUACGGAAGAAAACCAGCCACCACCUAUUUCCUUUUUAUCAUGCAAUAGUGAUGGAGCCUUGUUCAAAAAACACUACAAUUUUUAUAUUUUUUUUAAAUAAAAACCAUGUUUAUAACAGCCAUUUGUUACGCUUCUGAGAUACUUUUCAAGUAGAUACUCUCAAUAAACUGAGACAGAAUAUUCAGUAUACUGAGACUAGUUACAAAUAUGUUCUGCAAAAAUGUCCAGAUGAAACCUGCAAAUCUAUCCCCAGUGUAUGUAUCCAAAGUGCUCUUUCUCAGACCAUCAUUUUGUUCCUUCUGAGAGAGGCAAUAUUCCCAAAGACAAUGAUUGUGGGGUUUGUAAUGUAUUUUUCAAUCUGAAGGAAAAAUACAUCACUUUAGAACACUAUAGGCAUAUUAGAUACAAAAAUUAAGUUCCAUGAUUUUUCAAAGAUGCUACCACAAUGUAAAAAAAAAAAAAAAAAG
Molecule: messenger RNA, 2968 nt
Organism: Phasianus colchicus (ring-necked pheasant)
Lineage: Eukaryota; Metazoa; Chordata; Aves; Galliformes; Phasianidae
Gene: POGLUT2
Product: protein O-glucosyltransferase 2
Cellular component (GO): endomembrane system
Molecular function (GO): protein binding; glucosyltransferase activity
Source: RefSeq, a predicted model, not a curated record